Molecule: messenger RNA, 714 nt
Organism: Botrytis sinoallii
Lineage: Eukaryota; Fungi; Ascomycota; Leotiomycetes; Helotiales; Sclerotiniaceae
Exons: 1
Coding region: 1-714 (237 amino acids)
Source: RefSeq, a predicted model, not a curated record
AUGAUAUGGAAGGCUGCACUUCUGGAAGGUCGCCAUGUCUUUGCAGACGAUUGGGAAAUUGGAACAUGGCAUCUCCUACCAUUACUUGAGGUGUCUAAUGCUAAGAAUUCCCUCCAAUUGGCAUGCAAAGAAUCACAUGAAGUUGUACAAGAACGUUAUACGUUUGUAUUCCAACCAAUGAGUGAUGGGGAGGCGGCACAAGACCCUGAAAACGUUACCGCGCUUAAUCUUCUACCUUUCAACCCGGACAAAGAUAUCGUACAUACAUACUUAUGGUUAGAGGAGAGAGACACUUGGGAACAUGAAUUAUCGGGACUUACUCCAGUCAAGCAUCUGUCGCUGGAUGGCGAAUAUUUAUAUGAUAUAGACGCAAUCGAACGUAUAGAAGCUGCAUGUCCAAAUCUCGAAAUUCUGACAAUUAGAGUCGAGGGAAAUGAUUUCUUUCGGGACCUCGUUGGAUAUGAUCCCCGUGUCGACCUUGAAUGCAUAGAGAUGAAUUCCAGUUUCCUUGACAAUCUGGCAGCCAGAAUAUCCGAUGAAAUGAGUUCUUGGAAGACACAGCGCAUUAGAAAUUUAAGAGACAAGUACAAUAAACACACAGAGCUUUUCGAUCGCACCAAGGGAAGAAACUCUGAGUAUUGGAAGCGGGUGAACAUGAGGGUCGUUUUGUUACAGAAGCCAGUUUACAGUUGGCCAAGGCGACAUCGUAUGUAA